AUGGCUUUAACCAGUUUAAAGUUCUACAGCUUACUAACAAAAUUUACGGCUCUCAAUGGACUUAACAAUUACUAUUUCAACUCAAAUAAAAAUCGGUUUCGGACCAAUUGGAAACUUAAAAUGUACUGCCUUAUCCACCAUGCACUAUGUGUUUUGGCCGUGGGUCGAAUGCUAUAUAAUUCCGUUGGUGAUUUGAGAGUUAGUGUGACCGUUCUCACGAUGGGAGCAACUUCCGCCUUUUGUAUGCAAUCCUGUUGGCAAAAAAGUCAAGGUGUUCGCAAGUUGGCCAGUGGCCUAAUCAAAAUGGAGCAGAAAUACUUUGCUGGAAAGCCAAGUGGAUCUUUAUUAACACGCAAAUUUACAUUUAAACUAGUGUUCGCUUGGAUUACCCUGAUCAGGAUUCAUCUUUUCUAUCCCCUCUACCUUAAAAGAAUUCUACCCAACUAUUUUUAUCUGAAUGUGGGAUCUUAUUGGCUGGUUUACAACAUGCUACUUGGCGAAGUACUUGCUUUUUACUGCUUUGUGUGGCAGGUUUGUCGCAUCCAUAAGCUGAUAAAUGAUGAUAUGACUUUGCUUUUGACUACAUCGAGGCAAACAUAUCGUCUCAAGAAAAUGAGACACUGCCUUAAACUAUACGCAAAGUUAUUAAAACUAUGUAGCCAAGUAAACUUUGAGUUUGGACACCUUUCGGUCGCCGUUUUGGCCUGCAAAAGUUGGUUUCAGAUCACAUUUGGCUACGAGAUAUUCCAGAUGAUUGCUGCCCCGGAUUCUAUUGAUUUAAAUCUAUCCAUGAAAGCGUUCGUGGUUACGAGCUAUAUUUUAGAUGCCAUUAAUCUGCUUUAUGCCACAGACAUUGCUGAAGUUUUUGGAGCCCAAAGAGCAGACUCACAGCGAAUUCUUCGAGAGACAAAUCGGAUGGACAGGCUACUCUCCAUGUUCACCUUAAAUUUGGCCCUGCAUCCCAAGCGUGUCGUCUUUCUCAACGUUUUCAACUUUGACCGAAAGCUGACUCUAGCACUCUUUGCCAAGUCGACGUUGUUCACAAUUUGUUGGCUGCAAGGCGACUACAACAAAAUCAAGCCAUAGACAGUCGAAACUGCAUUCAAACCAAAUCCCCUGAUUCUAUGAGUGUAUUAUCCCAUGCACAAGAGUUUGUCUGACCUGCGAGCACAAAGCAGAAACCAAGGCACAUGCACAACUGGAACCAAUACAAACAUUUACAUAUAUGUACUCAGUAAAUAUAUAAUGGGAAAAAUCAACUACAAUGCAUCCAAAUCCAGAGCCACAAAACCAAGGAGCUGUGUACAAUGAUGAUUGACUUGGCGAUGAUGACAAGGAAGGAUUGGUUGUCCUUGCACACUGGUUGGCAUAA
Messenger RNA from Drosophila ficusphila, 1372 nucleotides. RefSeq lists its product as uncharacterized. Bases 1 to 1086 code for a protein of 361 amino acids. The transcript has 2 exons. Gene Ontology annotation, biological process: sensory perception of taste. NCBI's taxonomy places the organism in Eukaryota, Metazoa, Arthropoda, Insecta, Diptera, Drosophilidae. Gene Ontology annotation, cellular component: membrane. The record is from RefSeq and is a predicted model, not a curated record.